CAGUUUUGUCACCUAUUACCUUCACUGUUUUGCAUGUUGUGUCGUGUUCUAUAUUAUUUUUCUCAUUAUACAAGAAAUACUGUUGUGGUGAGCUCUAUGAAUAUGCCAGCAUUCUAUGAAGCUAUAAGUUUCUAUAAUUUUUUAGUAUAUCUUACUGAAGUUUUUUAUUCAAAUAUGUUAUCUUAGGGAAAUACACCUAGUUCAACAAAUAUUCACAUUUAACAAGCUGAGUUUUGGCGUAGGCCAAACUCGCCGGUCAACACAUUUGACCGUUAGAGAUUAACCUCAUUUUCGAAGCAUGAAGCCCCGCAAGCGCUACGGCGAUUCCCGAUGCCGGACUUCGGCUUGCAUCAGCUUUUCAUUCACUCGGCGACAUGGAGCGCUGGCAGAACAAACUAGCUGUGGUCACGGGCGCCAGCGGUGGCAUAGGAGCUGCUUGUGCACGGGCGAUGGUCGUGGCUGGACUACGGGUGGUGGGACUGGCGCGCCGAGAGGCCAAGCUAAAGGAGCUCAGGGAGAGUCUGCCACCGCGUCUGCAGGCCAACUUCAUUCCGCGGCGGUGCGAUGUAUCCAAGGAGGAGCAGGUGAUCAGCUCCUUUGAGUGGAUCGAGAGGGAGCUCGAGGGCGCCGACGUGCUGCUGAACAAUGCUGGCAUAACUCGCGAGACGGAACUGGUCACGCCGGGCAACACCAGGAAGCUGAGGGAGGUCAUCGACACCAACGUGAUGGGAGUGAUCUGGUGCACCCGCGAGGCUUUUAACAACAUGAAGCGUCGGGGCGGCGAGGGCCACGUGCUCAUAAUAAACAGCAUCGCCGGCCACCAGGUGCUCAACUUCAUCGACGUGCUGCCCUCGUUCAACAUCUAUCCGGCGACGAAGUUCGCCAUCACGGCUAUCACGGAGACCUACCGCCAGGAGUUCCAGCUGCACUCAAACAAAAUCAGGGUGACCGGCAUAUGUCCUGGCGCGGUGAACACGAACAUCUUUCCAGAGGAGAUCCACUUCUACGUGAAGGACAUGGCCAGGCUGGAUCCCGCGAACAUUGCGGACGCUGUGAUGUACGCCCUGCGAACUCCUCCUCACGUACAGGUUCACGAAAUAACUAUCAAGCCAAUGGGUGAAAUCUUUUGAACGUUGUGCAGUUAAUGCCGGAUGUAGGUAUAUACCUUUUUUCUUUCACCUGAUAAACACAAUUAAAACGGAAUCCAUAUAAUUCAGAAGUUUGGUUGUAGACUAUAUGUUAUCCUUUGUCCCACACCUGUACUGCUUUUAAUUAUGUAUAGUACUAUGCAUGCUGGUAAAGUUAUUCAAAAUGUGAAAAGAGCCCUAUUCGAAAUUUCUUUCUAAAAUUCUAGAAAUUCUAUCGACUUUCAAGGUCAAAUUUGAAUUUAAAACGAUAUGAGGAAAUUUAAAUAAGGCAAGUGAAAUAAAACAGUUCCAUUCAAUGGGCUGACUGAAAUUUCUCUGUGCGACAGCUAUGUAUGUACAAA
Drosophila ficusphila is the source of this 1489-nucleotide messenger RNA. RefSeq names its product farnesol dehydrogenase. The record is from RefSeq and is a predicted model, not a curated record. Lineage: Eukaryota; Metazoa; Arthropoda; Insecta; Diptera; Drosophilidae. Gene Ontology annotation, molecular function: oxidoreductase activity. The transcript is spliced from 2 exons. Bases 375 to 1130 code for a protein of 251 amino acids.